Molecule: messenger RNA, 12504 nt
Organism: Ostrinia furnacalis (Asian corn borer)
Lineage: Eukaryota; Metazoa; Arthropoda; Insecta; Lepidoptera; Crambidae
Gene: Sdb
Product: SAXO downstream of blistered
Exons: 4
Coding region: 204-12398 (4064 amino acids)
Cellular component (GO): sperm flagellum; cytoskeleton; axonemal microtubule
Molecular function (GO): microtubule binding
Source: RefSeq, a predicted model, not a curated record
CGAGCCAGUCGCGAGCGACGCGCGCGCACGCAGCGACAACGACACGAACGACUCUCGCGACCACAACAAUACAUGGCAAUUGUUUGACAUUAUUAUGUGAUAAACCAUAUAAAUUAAGUAAAAUAUAUUUAAAAUAUUUAAUCGUAAUUAAGAAUCUCCUAUAGUUAGUGUUUAAAUUAAAUUAUUCGCGAAGUGGGACCAAAAUGACGAUAAAAAAUAAAAAGACUAAACAGUCCAAAUCGUCCGAAGUGACAUCCAGCACAAGUGCUUCGAGUAGCGUACAGAAGACUACGACUACGGUGCAGCAGAGCAGCAACACUCUUCAGAAGUCCAGCUCAUCCGGCAAGAAGGUGCGCUACAUCGAGGUAAAGGUCGAGGAGGAUGACCCGCUGAUGAUCACUGAUGUGACCGAUCACUCGAUCAGUGGGUCUACUAUAUCCGAGCAUUACAAUAGUCACCCGCACUAUAUUAUUACGGAAGCUCCUUCAAUGACUGACUUAUCGCAAACAAGAUCGCACUCUGAACAUCACGUAAGUGACAUGGCUCAAGCAACCACCGGUGAGUUCGUUUCUAGCUCGGUAUUGCAAGAGUCCUCUACGUCACAUCAACAAAGUUCAAAGAGCGAAACUUUUCAAUCUUCAUCGUCUGUUCAACACUCUGGCUCUAGCCACAGCCAAACAUUCGAUAGAACCGCCGACUCCUCGACCGGCAACCAAACGCUCAACACUGCAUUUAUCGACUCAUCAGGUGCCUCGAACCCUCGGUUCGUUACUAAAUCACAAGGUGCGAAUGCUGCUAAUACUUUUCUUCAAUCAGAACGUCAAGAACUUCUAAAUCAGUCAGCGCAGAAUACAUCGAGUCACUCCUCGGAGACUAUAAACAAGACUAAUGUAUCAAGUGAUCAAAAAUUUAAACAGCAACACGAUAAAAUAAAUUAUCGCAACUCCCCUGAGCCCUCCAAAAGGGUUCAAACUGUAAAAUCAGAUACGUCAAACUUUUACGGUGGAGAAGGUACUCUUGAUAAAAAUUCUAAAACAAAACAAUACAGCAGUACCUCGCAGUCAAAUGAGACUAAAAGCAGCAGCGUAACAAAGUCAUCAUCAAGUUCUUACGUUGUUGAAAUUGUCGAUGGGAAAGAACGUAUCAUCGACAGUUCUAAGAGAGAAUGGGGAGACGCAAGCGAACAAGCUUCUCAAGAGGCAUAUGCUAGCGUAAGUGGCACUGAUAUAAAACCUGAAUCAGUUUAUAGUUCUCAAAACUAUGACAUGAAAUCAAAAUAUGAUACAGGUAAAGCUGGCCAAAAGCCUACGAGUGAGAUGCUAUUGAAAGAACAAUCUAAAUUGAUCAAGGAUGGGAAUCAGAUAACUACCCACGAAAGUGUUAUAUCUGAGAAAGACAACUACAAACAACAUCAGCUCACCUCUACUCAAGAUACUUUGGCCUCUACCCAAAAGCAUCUUGCUAGCACACAAGAUCACCUGAAAUCUAAUGUGACCUCUAGUCAGAUUCAUCAGUCAUCGACUGAUCAGAACAACUACUCAACUGUUACAUCCGAUUCGUAUAAUACUAUCAACAAAACUGAUAAAAAUGUUAUUGAAAAUACUUCAAACAAACAAAACAUAACAGAUAGGAGGCGUAAUGCAAAUAAAACAGAUUCAUCUAAUUUCUAUGGUUAUGAUAAUACUAUCCAAAAUGAAUUAAGGAAAGUAGGAGAUAUUCUUCAGGUCAGUGACACUCAAAAUGUUAAUUUUUCGACAAAAAUAUUAAAAAGUAAUACUAGUAGCGCUCAACAAGCGUCUACUUCUUCGUACGUAUUUGAGGUUGUUGAUGGAAAGCAAAAAGUUGUUGACAGCUCUCACAGAGAAUGGGGCGAUAGCAAAGAGCACGCUACCUAUGAGAAGAGUCACAAUGUAGGUGGUACCGGUAUAAAGCCUGAAAGCGAGUACACUAGACACGUACUAGACAAAGAAUCUCAUUAUGAUACUGGCAAAGACGGUGUUCCUAAAAGCUCUACUCAGAUUGCUGAAGAAUCUGUCUUAUACAAGAAUGGAAAAGAAAUUGCAGCCACCAGUAAUGUUUAUGCUGGGGACUUCACAAAGAAAAAGGCGAUUACUGAACAUCAUCACACUGACACAGAAGAUGUACACAAUCAACGCAUUCAUGACACAACCGACUCAAAAUUUUAUUCAACAACUUAUGAAACAAAUACUUCUUCUGACGUCCAAUCCCAUCUGAAGGAUCACACAGAUGUUACAAAAACUACCGACUUCGUAACAACUGAGAAGAAAAAUCUAGAGAAACAAAAUGUUUCUAAGGAAACUACAUCCACAUCUCAAACUAAAGACACAUUGACAAGUUACGAGAGAAGCACGGGAACUUGGAACGGAAAAUUCGUUUAUGAAAAAGACGAUGAUAGGCCUAAAAAGCCUAAGGAGAUGUCUCCAUUCGGAAGACCUGAACAGCCAAGACAUCACUUGAAGCGUCAAGAUACUCAGGAGAAUAUUAUUUUAUCGUCCAGGGAUAUCAAAGAUUUUACUUCAAUCAGUGAUUUACGUAAAAUCAUUGAAUCCUCACAGUCUAAGAAGGAUGUCACUGUCAGCAACAAAAAUAUUGUUAUCAGUAGGAACAUCGAUGACAGAGUCUUGAAAGAAAUUAUAGAGACAGUAAGAAAAUACCCCUUCAAAAGGAUAGAUAAAGUAACAUUCGGAACUAAAAUCAACGAGGAUGUAAAAGAUCUGUACGAAGGAAUUGAUACUGAAGAUACUACAGUAGUGACCACAACUACGGGAGGCACUACAAAGAAGUCAUUUGAAGUUGAAAAGAACAGAAGCCAAAUUGAAGUGACACGAUACAUCACAGAAAACGGUGUGACAAGAAAGAUAACAACUUAUGAGGACGCUAAAGAGGAUGACAAAAUUAAAACUAACGUCUUCGUCGACAAGAGUAACGUAGACUUCAAAACCUUGCGCGAUGUCCAAACGACUGAAGACGUGAUUCGUGAAUCAUACGACGUGGUAGACCGUGCUAUCACUGACAGGAGAGAGGACACCACCGUCUAUGAUGAGACCAUCAUCGACGACAGGAAGACGGUGCGUGACGACAGGACCACCGUCGAGGAGACCGUCAUCAUCGACGAAACCCGGCCCAAGUAUGGCGGCCCCAAGAAACCAGAGAAGAUUACCAAGGAACAGUGCAUCUGCGAAAUCUGCACUUGUGGGCGUCACCGCUGCCCACACAACGAUGUCCCGGAGCCAUUGUUCGAUGUGGAGCACACGACGAGCGUGGUCUCCGCGUACAAGAACGACUACGACGAGAAGCACGUCACCCGCACCACCGCCGUGCAUCAUGAGGACCACCUCCACCUCGAGGGAGACUUCCAGGAACCGGAGCGUCCUAAGUGGCAACCCGCCGAGCGGCCCCAGCAACGCAGACCCGAAGACAACCUCAAGCCAGAAGGAGACUUCGAGAGGAGACGCCCGGAGGAAUGGCGCCCGGGCGACAGGGCUGUCGUCAAGCGUCCUGAAGACAAUCUGAGACCUGAAGGCGAGUUUGCCAAACGCAAACCGGACGAGUGGCAACCCGGUGAUCGUGCGCCCGUUCGUAAGCCGGACGACAAUCUAAGACCAGAGGGGGAUUUCACUACUCCAGAAAAAGAACCUUGGCGUCCUGCAGAAAGGCAGAAGCCUAAAAAGCCAGAAGAUAAUUUGAGACCUGAAGGAGAUUUCGAGAGGCGCAAACCUGACGAAUGGCGUCCAGGCGAUCGUGCUCCAACACGUCGUCCCGAAGACAAUCUUCGCCCUGAGGGAGAUUUUGAACAGCGCAGGCCAGAAGAAUGGCGUCCAGGUGACAGGGCUCCUGUCAAGCGUCCUGAAGAUAACCUUAGACCUGAGGGCGAUUUCGAGAAAAGAAGACCUGAAGAAUGGCGUCCAGGUGACAGGGCUCCCGUCAAGCGUCCUGAAGACAACCUUAGACCUGAGGGCGAUUUCGAGAAGAGAAGACCAGAAGAAUGGCGCCCUGGUGACAGGGCUCCUGUCAAGCGCCCAGAAGAUAAUCUUAGACCUGAGGGAGAUUUUGAGAAACGCAGGCCUGAGGAAUGGCGUCCAGGAGACCGAGCUCCCGUACAUCGUCCUGAUGAUAACCUAAGACCUGAAGGAGAUUUCACUACACCAGAAAAAGAGCCUUGGCGUCCAGCUGAACGCCAGAAGCCGAAAAAACCUGAAGACAACUUAAGGCCUGAGGGUGAAUUCGAGAGAAGAAAGCCAGAUGAAUGGCGUCCUGGUGACAGAGCGCCCGUUCGCCGGCCAGACGAUAACCUAAGACCAGAAGGUGAAUUCACUACGCCAGAAAAGGACCCAUGGCGCCCGGCUGAACGUCCAAAACAAAAGAAGCCUGAAGAUAACCUUAAGCCUGAAGGCGAUUUCGAGACAAGGAAGCCAGAUAAAUGGCAACCUGGUGAAAGGGAACCAGUUAAACGACCACAAGAUAAUCUAAGGCCUGAGGGAGAAUUCACUACUCCAGAAAAAGAAGAAUGGAAACCCGCUGAAAGGCCCAAACAAAAGAAACCAACUGACAACCUAAAGCCAGAAGGAGAUUUUGCUAAGCGGCAACCAGAUGAAUUCGUCCCUGCAGAGAAGGCGAUAGUCAAGAAGCCUGAAGAUAACCUCCGACCAGAAGGAGAAUUUACAAAGAGGACCGUCAUUGACGAUUACACUGUCAUUAAGGGAGAACGCGCUGAGAUAAUCCGUCGUACUGAUAAUAUCAUCACAGAAGGUGAAUUCACAGAUACAACCACUUCGCGUUCAGAGUACACUAUCAAGCCAGUCGAGAGGCCUUCACCAGUUCGUCGUAACACCUGGACAAAGAUAGAAGGAGAUAUGACAACCGAAACUACCAGUAAAUCUGAAUUCAUCGACUACACUGACAUCGUCGAGAGGACUACAUUGGUCGCGCGGAGAACUGACAAUAUUAUUAGAGAAGGUGAAAUCGAAUUCGUUACUUCUAAUCAAACAGAUUUCACCGAGAAAGUAACACCUGUUGAACGUCCUCAACGACGCCGUACAUGGACAAAGGAAGACUUCGAAAAAUUCUAUUCUACGGAGGAUCUACAGAAAAUUACUACCUCACAGGAAGAGUAUAAAACUUACGAAGAAACUGAUAUAAGACAACAACAAAUAAUAAGGAAAGAUAACUUGCAUAUGGAAGGUAUCUUCGACAGCCAUACCGUAUCUCAAGAUGAUUACGGUCCAAAGAAAAUGGGUGAAAAAUUGAAACAAAAGAGGCCCAUUGAUAACUUGAAACCCGAGGGAGAGUUUGAGCAGCCGAAACACGAUGAAUGGAAACCAGCUGAACGUCAAACUCCAAAGAAACCGGAAGAUAAUCUCAAGCCCGAAGGUCAAUUUGAGACGCCCAAACAAGAAAAGUGGCGUCCGGCAGAGAAGCGUGAACCCACGAAGCCUAAGGACAAUUUGAAGCCCGAGGGUGAAUUUGAACAACCCAAACAUGAUGAGUGGAGGCCAGCCGAACGUCAAACACCGAAGAAACCACAAGACAACCUCCGCCCAGAAGGAGAGUUUGAACAACCGAAACAUGACAAGUGGCGUCCAGCUGAGAAGCGUGAGCCCACGAAGCCUAAGGACAAUUUGAAACCUGAAGGUGAAUUCGAACAGCCUAAGCACGAUGAAUGGCGUCCAGCUGAGAGACAGACACCGAAGAAACCCCAAGACAACCUCCGCCCUGAAGGAGAGUUUGAACAACCGAAACAUGACAAGUGGCGUCCAGCUGAGAAGCGUGAGCCCACGAAGCCUAAGGACAAUUUGAAACCUGAAGGUGAAUUCGAACAGCCUAAGCACGAUGAAUGGCGUCCAGCUGAGAGACAGACACCGAAGAAACCCCAAGACAACCUCCGCCCUGAAGGAGAGUUUGAACAACCGAAACAUGACAAGUGGCGUCCAGCUGAGAAGCGUGAACCCACCAAACCUAAGGACAACUUGAAGCCAGAGGGUGAAUUCGAACAGCCUAAGCACGAUGAAUGGCGUCCAGCUGAGAGACAGACACCUAAGAAGCCACAAGAUAACCUCCGCCCUGAAGGAGAAUUCGAAACACCAAAACACGACAAGUGGCGUCCUGCUGAGAAACGUGAACCCACCAAGCCUAAGGACAACUUGAAGCCCGAGGGAGAUUUCGAGCAACCUGAACACGAAGAAUGGCGCCCUGCAGAAAGGCAAACGCCUAAGAAGCCACAAGAUAACCUUUACCCUGAAGGCGAUUUCGAACAACCUAAACAUGACAAGUGGCGUCCAGCUGAAAGGCGCGAACCCACGAAACCGCAAGACAACUUGAAACCUGAAGGUGAAUUCGAAAAGCCCAAACAUGAUGAGUGGCGCCCUGCGGAAAGACGCGAAGUCACAAAACCUAAGGAUAAUCUUAAACCAGAAGGUGAGUUUGAGAAGCCUAAACAUGACGAAUGGAGACCAGCUGAACGACAGACACCUAAGAAACCACAAGAUAACCUAAGGCCGGAAGGAGAAUUUGAGCAACCCAAACAUGACAAAUGGCGUCCAGCUGAGAAACGUGAACCCACUAAACCUAAAGAUAAUUUGAAGCCAGAGGGUGAAUUUGAGCAGCCUAAGCAUGAUGAAUGGCGUCCAGCUGAGAGGCAGACACCUAAGAAGCCACAAGACAACCUCCGCCCUGAAGGAGAAUUCGAAACACCAAAACACGACAAGUGGCGUCCAGCUGAGAAACGUGAGCCCACCAAACCUAAGGAUAACUUGAAGCCCGAAGGAGAUUUCGAGCAACCUGAACACGAAGAAUGGCGUCCUGCCGAAAGGCCGACACCUAAGAAGCCACAAGAUAACCUUUACCCUGAAGGCGAUUUCGAACAACCUAAACAUGACAAGUGGCGUCCAGCUGAAAGGCGCGAACCCACGAAACCGCAAGACAACUUGAAACCUGAAGGUGAGUUUGAAAAGCCCAAACAUGAUGAAUGGCGCCCGGCUGAGAGACCUGUUCAAAAGAAACCGAAAGAUAAUCUUCACCCUGAAGGUGAGUUUGAAACACCUAAGCACGAUGAGUGGCGUCCAGCUGAAAGACGCGAGGUCACAAAGCCAAAGGAUAAUUUGAAACCAGAAGGUGAGUUCGAGAAGCCUAAACAUGAUGAAUGGCGACCUGCAGAGCGACAGACUCCUAAGAAACCACAAGACAAUCUAAGACCUGAGGGAGAGUUCGAACAACCUAAACAUGAUGAGUGGCGUCCGGCUGAAAGGCAGACACCCAAGAAGCCGCAAGACAACCUCCGCCCUGAAGGAGAAUUCGAAACACCGAAACACGACAAGUGGCGUCCAGCUGAGAGGCGUGAGCCGACUAAGCCUAAGGAUAACUUGAAACCUGAAGGUGAAUUUGAACAGCCCAAGCAUGACGAAUGGCGCCCGGCUGAGAGGCAGACUCCCAAGAAGCCGCAAGACAACCUUCAUCCCGAAGGCGAGUUCGAAACACCGAAACACGACAAGUGGCGUCCAGCUGAGAGGCGUGAGCCGACUAAGCCUAAGGAUAACUUGAAACCUGAAGGUGAAUUUGAACAGCCCAAGCAUGACGAAUGGCGCCCGGCAGAAAGGCAGACACCAAGGAAGCCGAAAGAUAAUCUACAACCUGAAGGCGACUUUGAACAGCCUAAACAUGAUGAGUGGCGUCCGGCUGAGAGACCUGAAGUCAAAAAGCCAAAGGAUAACUUGAGACCAGAAGGCGAAUUUGAGAAACCCAAGCACGACGAAUGGCGACCAGCUGAGCGUCAAACUCCCAAAAAACCACAAGACAAUCUGCGACCUGAAGGAGAGUUUGAAACGCCAAAGCCUGACAAGUGGCGCCCAGCUGAACGUCAGACACCCACCAAACCUAAAGAUAAUCUUCGGCCUGAGGGUGACUUUGAGAAACCAAAAUAUGACGAAUGGAGACCAGCAGAAAGACCUGAAGUCAAAAAGCCCAAAGAUAACUUGAGACCAGAAGGAGAAUUCGAAAAACCUAAGCAAGAUGACUGGCGUCCAGCUGAGCGACAGACCCCCAAGAAACCGCAAGAUAAUCUGAGACCGGAGGGAGACUUUGAGAAGCCUAAGCACGAUGAGUGGCGCCCAGCAGAGAAACCUGUCGUUAAACGACCCAAGGAUAAUCUGAAACCUGAAGGAGAAUUCGAGAAACCUAAACACGAUGAAUGGCGUCCCGCUGAAAGGCCAGAAGUCAAGAAGCCUAAGGACAAUCUGAAGCCUGAAGGUGACUUCGAGAAGCCGAAACCAGAGAAGUGGAGACCUGCUGAAAAACAGACACCGAAAAAACCACAGGAUAAUCUGAAACCAGAAGGACAAUUUGAAAGGCCAGAGAAGCCUAAGCCAAUUAAAGGAGAGAGACCUGUUCAAAAGAAGCCUGAAGAUAACUUGAAACCCGAGGGUGACAUGGAGGUUGUAAGACGAACAGAUUACACAGCAACGAAAGGCGAUCGUGUUGACGUUGUCAGGCAUGAGGAUCACCUAAAGAUGGAAGGAACAAUAGAUAUUCAUCGUUCACGUGAUGAUUAUAAGCGUAUUGAAAGGACUGAAAAGGUAGUUAUUCAGAAGCACGAAGACAAUUUGAAAACGGAAGGAGAGUUUAUUGACCUUCAAAUACGUAAUGAUUAUAGCGCAACUAAAGGCGAAAGAGCGCCUGUAGUUAAACCUCAAGACAACCUGAAACCCGAUGGCAAAUUCUACAAGCCUGAAGUAGUUCCAUCGCAACCAGCUGAAAAGCGUAAGCCAUUCAAGCAAGUUGAUAAUAUUACAAUUGACAGAGAAACUGAUUUACGUCGCAGGCAAAAGAUUGAGCGAGUAGAUAUCAUUAGAAGAGAAGAUAAUUUGAAGAUAGAAGGAGAAUUCAUUGACAUGAAACAAAGAAAUGAUUACACCGUCGUGAAAGGUGAUCGUAGUGAAAUAGUCAAACAUGAAGACAAUUUGAAAAUGGAAGGCACAAUGGAAAACAUCCGUUCUUCAGACACAUAUCGUGUAGUAAAAGGACAACGAGUGAAAUUGACUCGAAGAGAAGAUAAUCUUAAAAUUGAAGGAGUGUUUGAAGAUCAUACUCGCCGGGAUGAUUAUAGAGUGACAAAAGGAGAAAGGUCUGCUAUUAUUUACCACCCAGACAAUUUGAAACCAGAAGGAGAAUUCGAAAAAAGACCUGAGCCAACCGAAGUUGUUUAUGAUGAAAAACGCACCCCAAUAAAACAAACAGAUAACUUAAAGCCAGAGGGAACCUUUGACAGACCCACCCGGCCAAAAUGGAUUAAAGGGGAGAAACCAGAACUUACCAAGCCACAUGACAAUCUCCGCCCCGAAGGUGAAUUUGAGCGAAAGCCCAAAGAGCAGUGGCAACCUGGAGACAGACCAACCCAAAAACGUCCAGAAGAUAACUUGAGGCCUGAUGGUGAAUUUGAAAAAAGACCAAAACAACAAUGGCAGCCAGGUGAAACGCCUGAUCAAGUACGUCCCAAGGAUAACUUGAAACCUGAUGGUGAAUUCGAAAAACGACCUCAGACUAAAUGGCAGCCAGGUGAAACACCUCAACAAGUGCGACCAAAAGAUAAUCUUAAACCUGAAGGCGAAUUUGAAAGGCGACCUCAGACUAAAUGGCAACCAGGCGAAACACCUUCACAGGUGCGUCCAAAAGAUAACCUUAAACCCGAAGGCGAAUUUGAAAGACAACCUCAGACUAAAUGGCAACCAGGCGAAACACCUUCACAGGUGCGUCCAAAAGAUAACCUAAAGCCUGACGGAGAAUUUGAAAAACGUCCUCAGACUAAAUGGCAGCCAGGUGAAACACCCUCACAGGUGCGUCCAAAAGAUAACUUGAAGCCUGACGGUGAAUUCGAAAAGAGACCGCAACAACCUUGGCAACCUGGAGAGACACCAGCUCAAGUACGCCCUAAGGAUAAUCUAAGACCCGAAGGUGACUUUGAUAGGCCUAGUAAAACAAAAUGGAGUCCUGGUGACAGACCUGACCAAGUAAGGCCAAAAGACAAUCUUCAUCCCGAUGGUGCAUUCCAAGACAGGCCUAAAUCGCAGUGGCAACCCGGUGAAACCCCUAGCCAGGUCCGGCCAAAAGAUAACUUAAAACCUGAAGGAGACUUUGACCGUCCGAGUACUCAGAAGUGGAGCCCUGGUGAAAAACCUGGACCCAUAAAACCAAAGGACAACCUUUACACCAAUGGCCACGUAACAAAACACGAUACAACUCAUGUGCAGAGUAGCGAUGUUACUAAGAAGACGACAGACUCUACAUCUGUUACAGGACGCGAUGACUCUAUCAUUAAGUCGCAUUCAGAAAUACGUCGUGAUGACCAAACGCAUGCAACACAUACAGAACGUCACGUAAAACACUCUAGUACUCACAGUACUACGGAGCACGCAACUACCAAGCAUUUGCAAUCUGGUACACACGUAAGGCCGAGGCCUCAAGACGAACCAGAUAGGACGGGGUCACAAACUAGUGUUAACCGAGUGGUAGACAGGUCUAGCACUGACCGUUCUCGUAAUGUUACAGACAAGACUAUCAGCAAAUCUGAUUCAAGGAAUGUGAAGAAUGUAACUUCUACUACUUCUACAACGAAGGUGAUAAAACAAGUGACUGAAAAGAAAUUGAUUGCUGGUAAAUGGGUGAAUGUUACCAGGAAUGUUGAAACGUAUGUUACUUCUAACGGUGACGGUCCAGAUUCAGGAAAACCCAAGAGAAUCGAUGAUCGUCCAAGGCCGGCAGCUGGCAUGCCAUCUACGGUUGAUACACAGAGAGUAGUAACGACUGACCAGCAAUCUGUCAGUUCAACAAGUAGUACUCAAGACCUGAGAACACACCAGCGCCAUAGCCCCGUUGGAGGUCCUGAUGGUGGUAAACCCAAGAGAAUAGAUGAUCGACCAAGGCCAGCAGCAGGUAUGCCGUCUGGUGGACACAGCACUCAAAAAAUAGUGACUAGUGAUCAACAAACAGUCAGCUCAACAAGCAGUACCCAAGAUUUGAGUACGCACCAAAGGCACACUCAUAUUGGAGGUCCUGAUGGAGGAAAACCCAAGAGAAUAGAUGACCGCCCAAGACCUGCAGCGGGAAUGCCUUCUGGUGGAGACACUACUCAUAGAAUAAUAACCUCUGAUCAACAAUCAGUCAGCUCGACGAGUAAGCAAGAUAUGAGCACACAACAACGUCACAGCCAUAUUACUUCUGAAACUCAUACACAACGAAACGUUUCCAAUAUUUCCAGUGAGGCACAUGAUAUUCAACAUAGAACCACUCACCAAUAUCCAUCAGAUCAUGUUAGAAGACAGAUCGGCUCUGAUACUGACAGAGUGGUUUCGAGUGAACAAAGUGAUAGGCACAUUACAUCAGACAGUAACGUACAACGUAAUGUUUCCCGCGGAAGUCACUUGGAACAAAAUCAAACCUCUUAUUCGACUUCGGGUACCAGGAGGGUUCAUGGCUCUUCGCAAGAUAUUACCAACUCUAGAAGCCAAGGAUCAAUUUCUCAGCAACACCUUGCUUCUGACAGCCACAGUCAACGAAAUGUGUCCACACACGUUACGAAAGGUAGUCACACCGAACAAAACAUUUCAAGAUCAUCUCACCUAACGCACAGCGUCAAUAGAAAUCAGCUGAGUGACAGCGUCACAAAUACCAGCAUCGAGUUCCAAAGGGCUAUGCACGGUGGAGGCGAUGUAACCACAGUCGUUGACAAUUCAUCCCGGAGUGGUUUCCAUAAACGUAACUCUGACCUAGUUUCGGAUUCUUCAAAUGCAGUUCUCCACCGCAAAGGUGUAUCCUCAUCUACAGAAGCGCACCAUACUAUCAGUUCAACGGCUGCCGCACAACGGAAGAGCAUUGUUAACCUAAGCGAGCGCGGAGAAUACAUCAACUCUGCUCAAAACACAGACAGAAAAAGCAUCAGUUCAAUGCAUCGGUCAGGGCGUGACAACAUGGGCGUGAUCACUCAACACACUGACAGUUCGGAUUCGAGACGCACCCAAAAUAAAAGAGAUGGUCAAUCGACGUUGGUGAUUGAACGUCAGCCGCGUGUGAAUAUACGCGACAAUCUGCAGGUCGGAGGCGAGUUUUACGGGCAGUCGGAGUCCCGCUACGGGAGUUUCUCGCGCUCGGAACAAGCGCAAAGGGCGGAGCGUUCUGAGCGCGUAGAGCGCGUGGAGCGAGUCUCUCGUCACCACGGCACUACUUCCCAGUUCGUGUUAGGCGAUGGUAGCACCAGCUACAAGCGAGAAUUCCACUCGCACGUGCACGGCACGUGUCCCGCUACGCUCAUCGAGUCCCCGCGGACGCCCUUCAAGCACACCCGGGACACUCGCGAGCACAAGUUCUACGCCGCUAAAGUUACUCAGAAAUAAAACGUCAACAUUUAAAAACUAUCCAUUCCUUAUACUAGAGCUUUGAAGUUAAUAUUUUUGCCAGAUUUACUAUGAAAAGGCGAGCUAACAAACCUAGUCCUAAUAA